CAUGGCGAAAUAUAGCAAAAACUUUAUUUUAUGCGGUGAUAUUGAUCACUAUUGCCUACUAUGUCAUGAGCUUUUUGCAACGAUACCAGAUGUCGAGAAACAUAUACGUUGGGAGAAACAUAGGAAGAUUAUAAAAGAUCAAGCCCAUUUUCCGAAAUUUCGGAAAGAUUCAAUUUAUAAGAUCGGCAACAACUUCUACUGUGAACUAUGCAACCUUGUCUUACCAGAUAUCACAAAAACAGCCGAACAUAUAAAGACCGACAAACAUAAAAAAUUAAAAAGUAAUCCAGAGACAGAAGCCAAAGCUUUCAUUGGUCAAUUUGACUCGGGCUAUGUUAUUAUAAAUAAAGUUAUACUUAACAGUAAUCAAUGGAAUUCUAUUGUUGAUGGUAGAUGCCAUCUGUGUGAGGUUGAUGUUCAGCACCCCGAUGAGCAUAUUGGAGUCGAGGAUCAUGUAGUAAGGUUGAUUCAGGCUGAAACUACAUAUGAAGGUGAUCGCUAUUAUAGAAAGGUAAACGAAAACUAUCACUGUUUUACCUGCAAAAAAGUUUUCUCUACUGAAGACUUUGAAAAUCAUUGGUCAACCUGUGAAAAUUAUGAUGUUAUUGAUAUAAAUAAAUUGAAAGCUGGUCCAAGCACGAAAUCGAAAGGAACCGUGACAGAUGAUAUAUUAAAAGUAGCUGAACUUGAGAAGAAACUGGUUGAAACAUUACAUGUGGCUUACAACAUAGACGAGGAGAAUAAUAUAGCAAUCUGUAAGUAUUGUGGUGAAGCCGUAGCCAUCAACUUUAAGACCAUGAUUACACAUGUGAAAGACCAGCAUAACAAGCCAGAAGCCAAACCAAAAGGCUCUGAUGAGUCCUCGGAAGAUGAAGUGGUGUACCAAGAAGUGCCGGACUAUGGCAAGCGUCGCUCUGAACUGUCCCAGUAUGGAAAGAAGCACUCCAUCAAACUAAACCACAAUGGUGGUAAAGGACUUUGCUUGCUCUGUGACAAAUACAUUUCUGCUCAUAAGAGUAAUUUCAAAGCUCACAUAAAAGGCGCUAUUCAUCAAGGACAUCUAGUUCUGCUUGGACUUAAAGAACCCAAAGAGGGACAUAAGACCACAGAAGUGUACCAGUCAAAGAGCAUUUUAGAUUGCAGUAUCACAUAUUCGCAAUCCGAGAAAAUGUUUUCGAUCAAUAACGAUGUGUCUUUUGAUCUUAAUAGUUUCUUCUUCAUCAAACCAGUAGAAAAAGAUCCACAUUUCAAGAAGGCUAAAUGUUUCUUGUGCGAUGAGUAUUUCCCACAAGGAAAGGAACUUGAGCAUUGCGGUUCUCCAGCUCAUAGGAGCAAGUUUUUGUCUGCCAAUGUAGUGAAGUUUCAUGGUCAGGGUGAACCAUCUGACUUUAUCCGAGAAAUACGGACGAAUCUCUUCCACUGCGGAUACUGUAACCAGACUCUACCAUUCCUGGAGCAGCUACGCCAGCAUUGCGUGACUGACAACCACAUACUAAUGCAAGAGGAACACAACAACUUCCUUCUGAACACUGUUCCUAUUGAUACAGAUGCUGGUGAUGCCUAUACUCAACUGUUGAAUUGUGCUUUUGAUGAAUAGAUGAUCUCGUUCUUUAUAACAUUGAUGUAUAAAUACCCUUAUUUCAUUUGUUUAGGUUCUUAAUUAACCGAUCAAGUGCAAGUUGGACUCUCGAAACUUGAGUUACAGUACAAAUAGGUUAGAUACCGUAAAACGGGGUGAAUAGAGGGUUUUU
Messenger RNA from Trichoplusia ni (cabbage looper), 1751 nucleotides. RefSeq lists its product as uncharacterized. Lineage: Eukaryota; Metazoa; Arthropoda; Insecta; Lepidoptera; Noctuidae. Bases 2 to 1597 code for a protein of 531 amino acids. The transcript is spliced from 4 exons. Gene Ontology annotation, molecular function: nucleic acid binding; zinc ion binding. The record is from RefSeq and is a predicted model, not a curated record.